AUAAGGUUUCUUACCUUAAUUUUUUUGUUUUAGUUUUAUUUGAAUUCGUUUAUUAAUUCUAGUAGUUUAAACACAGUUUUGUUGUAUUUUUGUUUUUUCUUUACUCUUCAGUUUUAGUUACACUUCUGAAAUGUUCAUGUAUAAUAGGAGUAGUUCUUUCAUUUUCAAGAACCUAUCUUUCAAAAGAGUAAAUUUGUUUAAAAACCCGAAGAUUUCUUGCGGAAAUAAGUCUUUUUACUCCAACAUUACCGAUAACAGGCUGAAAAGUUCCUUGGAAUCCAUUAAAUUUACCAGUAAAAUAAAAAGUGGCCUUAUUUUUCCAAGAUAUGACCAAAUCAACAAUUUUUUGAAUAGAUAUAAUAUCGCUCUAGUUUCCCAAUCCUUGACUUUCUCAACUACUUCCUCCAAUACCAUUGAACUUACCUCAGAUGAUGAAGUCCCAGAAACGACUGAUGAGGCAAUACCGGUGGAGUCGAAAGUUUGUAUAUCUGAAACCGAAUGCAGUUCUAAAGACAAUGCAGAUGUAAUUUGUAACUUUAAAGGCCAUCCUCAAAUAGGAAAGGAGUACGGAUCUGUGUAUACCAAACAUGAGCCUACAAUGUUUGGUGACUGGUCCCACAUGGGUCGCGUUACUGACUUUUAAUUUUAUGCAGUUUAUAA
This is a messenger RNA of Theileria parva strain Muguga, 660 nucleotides long. RefSeq lists its product as uncharacterized. Lineage: Eukaryota; Apicomplexa; Aconoidasida; Piroplasmida; Theileriidae. The transcript has 2 exons. The coding region runs from base 131 to 643 and encodes 170 amino acids. The record is from RefSeq and is a predicted model, not a curated record.